AUGGCAUUUUCAGACCUGUUCGAUUGGAUUUCUCAUCUUCCACACCCCCCUCAAUGGCGGCGCUCUGUGCAAUCUGUUCGGCUCUUCAAACUGGUCGAGUUCUCUGCCCAAAAGAAAGGAGAAGGCCGUAUCUGCUUCUCCAUAGAUGUCACUUCAUGGCGAACAAUUCCUUUGGGAGAGUUCAGCUGCGAAUCAAUGGAGGUAACAACAUCCUGUCUUUUCUCCCUUUUCAUCAAAUCUAUUUCCCAUGUGCUUCAAAACAUUAAGGAAUUGGGAAAAUACAUAGAGCUUCAGUUAUCUACUGAAGAUCUGGCCGCGGUCCCAUCUUAUCUCACUCAAUCAGCCAAUUAUCCCCUGCUUUUCAACUCUGCAUUUCUGUGCCUUUGUCUCUUAGUCAUGUCUCCGGUUACAGACAGACUAUAUCCACAAAUCACCCAGGAAUUCACGCAGUUAACAUCUCCAGAGUUUGUCUCAGCAAUAGGUGCCCAUUUGGAAGCCCCACUGAUGCGCUUCUUGGGAGCCUAUUUCUCAGCAUCCUUUACCUCCUCAUUGCAGGAGGAGCCCUUCCACUCUUCCUAUGCUUGCAAAAUCUCCGAUCUCUGGAAGGUGGGUGUUUACUGUCCUAUAGUUUGCAUGAAGGCACCAAAAUCCCAUCACAAGCUCUGUAACCUGCCUCAAGCCACUGGCAAGCUUGGAGAUGCAUUGAGAUAUCAACAAUUGGAAAGCAUAAUUCAGCUCAGUCAUACAAUACACCUCCAAGAAGAACCAUACAUUAAACUUGAAGUGGGUAUUGAUAAUCUGAGGUGUGAUGUGUACCCAUUUCAGAUUCUUCAAGCCUCCUCCUGUUCGGAUGUUAUUGCAACAGAGAGAUACUUUCCAUCACGCAUCUCAUUGUCUAUAACCCCUCAACUACAGCAAGGGGAUGAUUUCACUAUAUCUGUGCCUCAUUCCUCGCCAAACCCUAGCAUUCAUAAUACUACGAGACAUGGGUUGGAGUUAUCAUUCCAAUCCCCUAAUCAGGUGGGCGUCAAGAGAAUCCUUGAAACAGAGACCUCCUUUGAUAUGAAGUUCUGGAAAUUCGACCAGUUCAUACAAGAAACAAAGGGAACUUUCACAUGGAUUUUGUAUAACCCAGUGAAUAAAACAGAAGUCAUAUCUUCCAAACCUCCAAAGUAUAGCUUCCUGGACGCAAAGCCAUGGUACAAAGACAGAUACCGCAAGCCUUAUAGUCCUUUCAACAAUCAGGGAGGAGUGGUGUUUGCUGAUGACACGUAUGGGAGAAAGUUUUCAUGGAGGUUAAACAGAAAAACUAGCGAUGAAGUCUUGAAAUUGAAUAUUGAAGGAACCAUCUGGUUGACUUACUGGCCUAAUGUUUAUAAUACAUCUUUUUAUGAGACUAGAUCACAUGAAUUUUGUGAACAAAUUGAAAUUUUAUUGGUGAAAUCAUAA
This is a messenger RNA of Cryptomeria japonica (Japanese cedar), 1449 nucleotides long. RefSeq lists its product as uncharacterized. NCBI's taxonomy places the organism in Eukaryota, Viridiplantae, Streptophyta, Pinopsida, Cupressales, Cupressaceae. The transcript has a single exon. The record is from RefSeq and is a predicted model, not a curated record. The coding region runs from base 1 to 1449 and encodes 482 amino acids.